This is a messenger RNA of Anopheles stephensi (Asian malaria mosquito), 928 nucleotides long. RefSeq names its product zinc finger matrin-type protein 5. The record is from RefSeq and is a predicted model, not a curated record. The transcript is spliced from 3 exons. The coding region runs from base 220 to 660 and encodes 146 amino acids. NCBI's taxonomy places the organism in Eukaryota, Metazoa, Arthropoda, Insecta, Diptera, Culicidae. Gene Ontology annotation, molecular function: zinc ion binding. Gene Ontology annotation, cellular component: U12-type spliceosomal complex.
UGUUGUUUAUUUACGUUCACGCUGACAGCAGCCGACGAUGACAGAUGAAACAGUAUUUGCCUGCUGUCUCUUUCACCCGUAUAUCGGAAAGCGCAAUAAAAACAAUGCUACGGAAACACGGUGUUCGCAAGCAGCAUCUAGAAAUCGCGACACUUCACUCCGCACUCUGAAUUUAGUGCAAAGUUGGUGUCUGUUAUUUCGAACACAUUAACAUUCAGCAUGGGUAGAAAGUACUAUUGUGAUUAUUGUGACAAGCGAAUACAAAACGAUUACAACAUUAUAAAACAGCAUAAUGUAGGUCUCCCGCAUCUUCGAGCCAAAGCAGAAUACUUUCAGCAAUUUAAAGAUCUCGAGCAAAUUCUUGCGGAAGUCAAGCAUAAAGCACCCUGCCGAUCGUUAAAGGACGGGAGUGAUUGCACGUUUGGCGUGCUUUGCCGAUAUCGCCAUUACACGCAGGAACAAAUUUGGGAAAUGCAAAAGUUUGUUAAAAGUAAACAGGACAUUCAUCAGAAACGGUCAGAACGGCUACGAAAGUCCAUGCGCAAUGUAAAGGUGCGUUCGGAAUUGUUCAUUCAAAAACGUUUCGAUCGACCUGCAGUGGAAACAUUACCACCGUCUCUGCAGAGGUUGGAAGACUUGAUGCUGCCUUCAAGCAAAUAAAAUUAGUAUUAAUGAUUAGUAACUCUCGCUCUCUCAUUUGUUUCUAUCACAAUUUACCAAGACAUUCAUUUGGUUUCUGAACAUAAAAAAUAAAAAUAAUUUUAAUGAGUGGCAUGUCCGAGAAUUAAGCUGAAACGCGAUGCAACACACAAACACUAGCGUAUUAACCGACACUGGUAUUUUACUAAAAUACAUUUAUACAAAAUCCGAUAGUGUUUUCUACAUAUGCUCGAAUAAAUAAUCUUCCUAGCUUAAACAAAAAAAAAAA